AUGGCAAUUUUCGCAAUUUCAGAGAAUAGAUGCUUUCUAGUUUUAUAUAUAUAUAUAUGUAUAUAUGUGUGUGUAAACAAGCUGAUUAUCAAAGAGAUGGGUCAGACGCUUUGUUGCAACAAUGAUCCUUGUACUAAAAGUGCAACUCUCCAGAGCAACAUAAAUGUGAAAACCUAUACAAAUGAUGCUAAUCUUCCACAUAAGUGUUCAGAAAUACUAAAAGAUGAAUGUAUUGACGUCCAUAGUUACUGCAAGGACAAACUCUAUGACAUGCUAUAUAAUGGAAUACUGAUUUGGGACGGCAAGACCAAGUAUUGGGUCGAUAGAAAGACGGGGAAAAAUUGUUUCAUGUUAUUUGCAAAGAAUCUGACUAUUACUGACCAAAAGGAUCAUCGUAAGUGGAGCUGGAAGAGAUCGAAAGAAGAUAUGAGAUCUGAAAUUGCAGUCAUGGAAGAAGUGGUGUUACUUUCAGUUUAUGGUAGCUUUAACGCGGAGUUGCUUUCAGCAGACACCAAGUAUAAGGUUGAAUUUGUGUUACAGUUCAGAAAAAGCAAAAAUGUUUCUGGCUGGGAUAAAAAUCCCGUGAGAACCAUCCUAAUACCGCCAGGAAAGACAAUGAAAGAGGCCAUACAAAACAAGGUGAAUUUGUCAGAAAUAGGCUCUGAGGAACCAUUUGAACUUUUAGCUGGGGAAUUCAUGAAUUCACGAUUUAUCCCCUCCGGGGAAAUGCAGUUUCAUCUCGAUGAAAAGAAAGAGAAGAAAACAGGUCUUGUUAUCAAAGGAGUUAAAAUUACACCCAUGAUUUGAAUAAGCUACAUUUAGUACAGAUUCCGUGGAUUAUACUCGUUUCUAUUCAAAUUAUAAUAUAUAUAUAUAUAUAUAUAUAUAUAUAUAUAUAUAUAACAAAAUAUUAAAAAACUGUACGUGUAUACAACAGAAAAAAGUUAUGAAAGACUCAACAUUUGAGGAGCUCUGUAUUAGUAUUUAUAAUAGUGCUUUUAUGUUAACUAAGUA
Molecule: messenger RNA, 1014 nt
Organism: Capsicum annuum
Lineage: Eukaryota; Viridiplantae; Streptophyta; Magnoliopsida; Solanales; Solanaceae
Product: lectin
Exons: 4
Coding region: 1-807 (268 amino acids)
Source: RefSeq, a predicted model, not a curated record